ACAUUGAGGCCCACAAUCAAAAAUAGAUCAGAGAAUUUCCCCCCAGUGUUGCGGCUCUAUGAAGAGCAGUAAUGAGGAGGUCAAAACUUCCCCACAGGAGUUAGGUAACUGCUGCCAGGAAUGGGCCGGGCCUCGCAGUGAUGAGGCAACACAGCCCGAGGGUGUAUAAAUACCAGACUGCUCUGCGUACUCGACCAUCAGACAGCAGAGGGACUCUAAAGGGCUGACAAGGGUCACAAGAAGAUCUAAGGAAAUCCACUUGUCCAGACAGUCGCCAUCCAUCACUGGAGCAGAAGAAUUAGCUGAAGACAUAGUGGAGCUCCUCGGUGGCCUGACACCCAUGAGAAAGAAGACCUAUCAGCUCUAAUCUUCAAAGGAUUUAAUAACUAACCACUCAAAAUGAAGGCAUUCAGCAUUGCAGUUGCAGUGACACUCGUGCUCGCCUUUAUUUGCAUUCUGGAGAGCUCUGCCCUCCCAUUCAGCGAGGUGCGAGAGCUGGAGGAGGCAGGGAGCAAUGACACUCCAGUUGCGGCACAUCAAGAAAUGUCAAUGGAAUCGUGGAUGAUGCCGAAUCACAUCAGGCAGAAGCGACAGAGCCACAUCUCCAUGUGCCACUGGUGCUGCAAGUGCUGCAAGGGCUACAAGGGCUGUGGUUUCUGCUGCAGGUUCUAACGACUCCCGCAACCACACAGAAAUAUUAAUUUAUUCCGCUUUUAGUCUUAUCCUGUGAAAUGCCCAUUCCUUGUCCUCCUUCUUCAUGCAUUGCCUGUGCUACACUGUUUUAUAUCAUUUUUUUUUUUAAAGUAUGAUUCAAUGGAGAGCACUGGAAAUUUUGUAGAGCUGUUCUUUAUAUUUAUUUUUUAAUACCUUCUUUUUCUGUCGUUUUGUAACCUCAAUGAUGAAUUUAUUUGUUCCUAAAAACAAUUAA
This is a messenger RNA of Notolabrus celidotus (New Zealand spotty), 928 nucleotides long. RefSeq names its product hepcidin antimicrobial peptide (gene hamp). Gene Ontology annotation, biological process: intracellular iron ion homeostasis; defense response to bacterium. The record is from RefSeq and is a predicted model, not a curated record. Bases 400 to 672 code for a protein of 90 amino acids. The transcript is spliced from 3 exons. NCBI's taxonomy places the organism in Eukaryota, Metazoa, Chordata, Actinopteri, Labriformes, Labridae. Gene Ontology annotation, cellular component: extracellular region.